AUGUGGUCACUGAACGCGGCUCAAAAUGACGAGGAGUCCUUUGGUUCUUUUCCUCUCCCAACACAGGAUCACAGUAACUUUGAGUCGCAUGUCCUAAAGAAUGGAACCUUCUCCAAAUCUGGUACGGAAACAAUCGGAUCGACAACGUCUCCAAACGGGGACACCGAGAACGGAGGAGUGAUGUCACAUGAAACCGGUUGGAGCCAGUUCCAAGACGACCUCGUCUUAGAGGAAGCGGAAGUAGGAGGGGACCCACGUGACAAGAUCACGGAGUGGCAGGCGGGAUGGAACGUCACAAACGCUAUUCAAGUGGCACGGGGAGAUAAAGACGUCGGAGCUUUGCAAACUGGAAAGCCUCCUGGCUACGUGGGCUUCCUGACCUGGGGUUUCGGCACCCUGGAAGUGGUCACCAACAACCUCCCCUCCCCCUCCCUCAAGCUCAUUGUCAACCUGAUCCUGGUGUGCAAGGCUCUUCUCUCCUACCCUCUGCCGUACUUUGCUUCUGUGGAGCUCAUAGAAACGGCACUAUUCAAGGGCAAGCCGUGGACGUGUUUCCCGCCCUGCAUGGACGAGUCCAGACGUCUGCGCUGGUGGGCGUUGUCUCUCCGUCUGGGUCUCGUGCUCUUCACCUGCGCUAUGGCUGUGAGCGUGCCGCACUUCGCCCUUCUCAUGGGUCUCAUAGGCUCCUUCACAGGCACCAUGCUCUCUCUCGUCUGGCCCUGCUACUUCCAUCUGCGUCUGCGAUGGUACUCCAUGUCGCGACUAGCCAGACUCUGCGAUAUUCUCAUCAUCUUGUUAGGAUUUGUCUGCGGGAUUAUUGGGAUAUACUACUCCGCGCAUGCGCUGUCCCGCGCCUUCAGGGGACUCCCGCCUCAGCCUAUUCACUCCCUGAAGCUACCGAUAGGCCAGUGAAAUAGAUACAACUUUUCCUGUUAUUUAUUUUGAAUUGAAUAGUUGCUGUAUCUCAUUUUUUUCCAGACAAAUUUUGGAAUUACGUCAGGAUAUGGAACAGAUUAUGAACGCUUCUGUGAUCACUUCAUUGUAACUAUUAUGAGUGUUAUGCUAGUUCUUUCUUAAAACCUGUAAAUUAAAUAGUAAUUAAUGAUGAAUGAUGGGGAGAUUUUAAAACGGACUGAACAAUGUUGGAAUUAAUUAAAUUAGAGUUUAACACAAAUUGCCAAAAGUAUCUAAACAUUCAGUUUUCAAACCUCAUCAUGUUCUUUGAUUUAGAGACCCCCAAGUGUCCUAGAGUGGGUGUCUUUUUCCGUUGCUGUGUUAAAAUCAUAGACAAAAAGGGUGUGUUUGUGGUGUUUUUUAAAUACAUAAUAUUACAUUAAUAUCUUCUUGGCCUACUGCCAGGACACAUUUACAACAUUGUGCGUUUGUGUUUGUGUGUGUGUGUGUGUGUGUGUGUGUGUGUGUGUGUGUGUGUGUGUGUGUUUUAUAGUAUUGCUACUUGUAAAAUUUUCUUAAAUCCCCCUCCAUUCUUAGUUUAAAAUAAUGUGUUUUAAUAAAUGUGAUCAUCUCUAU
This is a messenger RNA of Aplysia californica (California sea hare), 1530 nucleotides long. Its product is annotated as vesicular GABA transporter-like. Gene Ontology annotation, biological process: amino acid transmembrane transport. The transcript is spliced from 4 exons. The coding region runs from base 1 to 912 and encodes 303 amino acids. Gene Ontology annotation, molecular function: amino acid transmembrane transporter activity. Gene Ontology annotation, cellular component: vacuolar membrane. The record is from RefSeq and is a predicted model, not a curated record. Lineage: Eukaryota; Metazoa; Mollusca; Gastropoda; Aplysiida; Aplysiidae.